AUCUCCCCAGAGUACGCUGGGUGGUGGUCUGGCGCUUUAGUCUUGCGCAUGCGCAGAGCAGCACGCAGCUCGCGCUGAAGAGUCGACGCUGCCAAGGAAACACGCAUGCAGAUACAGUCAGCAUCGGACACACAUACACAGAGCUCCAAGCCCCAACACACUGUCAAAUGACUGCUAUUCACAUCAGCUUAAUGCGAAAACCGUGCAGCCGGGGACUGCAGGAAGCUAUGUGAGGGGGGAAAAGGUAAAAAAAAAAAAAAGAAGAAGAAGAAGAAGAAGAAGGAGACCUAGCGAAAAGUGCGAGAGAAGUCAGCUUAACGUCUUCUGCGUGCGGUGUAUCGCCAUGCCGCUGGUAAAGAGGAGCAUUGAGCCCAGGCACCUGUGCAGGGGAGCUCUCCCUGACCGAGUCUCCAGUGAGCUUGAGUGUGUCACCAACAGCACUCUAGCAGCCGUCAUCAAGCAGCUUGGUAGCCUCAGUCGCCAUGCAGAAGACGUCUUCGGAGAGCUGUUUAAAGAAGCGAACAGUUUCUGCUUGCGCAUGAGUCACCUGCAGGAGCGCGUGGACCUGCUGGCUGUUAAAGUCACCCAGUUGGACUCCACCGUGGAAGAAGUCUCAUUGCAGGACAUCAACAUGAGGAAGGCGUUUAAGAGCUCCACCAUUCAGGACCAGCAGGUGGUGUCACGCUCCUCCAUCCCCAACCCUGUUAUGGAGAUUUAUCAGUGUGGAGACAAGCCUCCACCACUCAAUAUCCUCACUCCAUACAGAGAUGAUAAGAAGGAUGCUCUGAAGUUUUACACAGACCCAUCAUACUUCUUCAAUCUCUGGAAGGAGAAAAUGCUGCAAGCCACAGAGGACAAGAGGAAAGAGAAGAGACGCCAGAAGACGAGCGGUCCGGCCCAGGCUCACUCGGCCCAGUCUAAGUCCCUGUCCAGGCAGACCGCUCCCAGAAGCCCCCUCUUCUGCUCUGAGCAGCAGAAGCAGGUGGAGGAACCAGGUCGUGAGGUGAAGAAGGUUCGGAAAGCUCGGAACCGCAGGCAGGAAUGGAACGUGCUGGCUUAUGAUAAAGAAUUUCGCCCCGAUGCCCGCUUUACACCCUCCCCAUACCACGGAAUGUCGUCAGAGGGCUCACUAUCACCUGACAACAGGUCAGUGUUAUCAGAUGUGGGUGAGCACUCGUACCCCGGCAGCCCAAACCGGCCUGCACAACACACACCACCAUGCAGCGCUCACUCCACCACAGACGGUAAAGAGCUCAUCCUCACUCCUUCCCAGACCCAGUCACUGCAGCGAGGCUACCGGCCCACUGGCCCCCUGUCCACUCCGGCUGGGAGAGACACGCUGGGUAGAAUCCAGCCCUCACACACAACCCCACCCACUGACCCCACCGUCAACGGCCCUCGCCCAGUUCAGGCUAAAGACUACAGCAUUCAACAAUCCCAGCACUCCGAGUUCUUCAUCCCUCCUGCUCCUCCUCCUCCACCUCCUCCUCUCAUCCCCUCAGCUCAGACAGCCUUUGACAGCCCGACUGCUCCUUCUUCCUCCUCCUCUUCCUCCUCCCUUCCCAUCAGCACCAUGGCCUCCCUGUCCCGCCCCUACGGCACUUCUCCUCCCGCAGCUCCUCCACCACCUCCAGCCGGACCCCCGGCACAUGCACACCCACUCACGCACAGCCUGCCACCAGCCCUCGCUGAGACUGCGGCCCCCAGGAAGGCUCAGGUGCCCCUGGUCCCCAUGAGUGACGCCAGGAGUGACCUGCUAGCUGCCAUACGCCGAGGAAUCCAGUUAAGGAAAGUACAGGAGCAGAGGGAGCUGGAGGCUAAGAAGGAGCCUGUAGGCAAUGAUGUAGCCACAAUUCUGUCACGCCGCAUCGCUGUAGAGUACAGCGAAUCCGACGAGGACUCUGAGCUGGACGAAAACGAGUGGUCUGAUUGAAGAAGAGAGUAGGAGCCGAGACGAGAAGACCGCAUAAGGCAAACAGAGACGAGAUGUUCAGGCGCGCACAAGUAAUUCUGCUGGGGGCUACUUUUCUAAAAGCCUGACUGAAGCCCCGAUUCUGUGUCCUCAAAGACCCGAGGCUGGAGAAACUGAUAGCUGUACAGGUUUCGCAUGUUUAUAGGUUUAUAACUUGCAGUUUAAAAGUUUAUUUCAUAUCUGAGGGCAAGGUGUUCCGAGAGUUGGCGAGACACAGGCCUGUAAGCACAAAAUUGCAUAAAUGAAAUGAAGUUUUUAAAAACUGUUGGCUCACAAGCCAGGUAUGGCUGUUUUGGGGAAUCCUUAUUAAGAUCAGACAACAAAACAAGCUGAAGACAUUAAAAAUGUUAUACGAUUUUAAAUAGUUUCAACAAGACUUUAAGUAAAUAGGUCUAACAAUAUGGGUAAAAACAUUUCUAUCAUCAAAUCCUUAGAGUAGCAUUUACUCAUGUUAAGGUUAAGGCUUAACUUCAUCUCUGUAGUCUCUAAAUUCUAUUGGACAGUAUUGCUGAGUUUGGGUUACUUCCCGUUCAAAUGGUUAAAGCAAUACAAAGACUACACUAGCUAACGUUACACUGUAAAACUGGAUAAGUUAAUUUAACUCAAAAAAUUUGAGGAAACUAAUUACCUCAAAAUUUUUUAUUUGAUAAAUCAAUUUGUUUAAGCCAAAUACACUUAAAUAGAACAAAAAUUGAACUCAAACUUUGUAAUUUAAAAUACAUUUUUGUCAUAUUUAAGUGUAUUUGGCUUAAACAAAUUGAUUUAUCAACUUAAAAAUCUUACGAUAAUUAGUUUCCUCAAAUAUUUUGAGUUAAAUGAACUCAUCCGGUUUUACGUUGUUGCUACAAUUGGCAAAAAAAAAAAAAAAAAAAAAAGGCAAUGUACAUCAUUAUUUCCAGCCUUUACUGAAAAAUCAGGGUUCGUCAUAUACUUGAUUUGCAAACGUAAAGCAUCACUUAUUUAUUCUUGUUUACUGCAUUUGUGGCUAAUUGAUCACUAUGUGGUGUGGUGUGUGUAACUGUUAACGGUGUGCAUGCAGACUGAGAUUCCAUGGGAGCCAGCAAAAAAGUGUAGAAGAGCUACAGGCAGUCAGAUAUGAAGCUCGCAGGACACAGGAAGUCGAAGGAAUGUUCGUUAACAUGGUGAGGUAUUGGACGUGGCAGGUUGAUUGUGCAGCAUUGUGCAACGUGUGUAACACUUCUCAUCCAUCUUCUGUAAAUUCUUCAUCCUGUUUAAUAUAAACUGACUUGUUUAUAUAAGAGUACACAGAACCAAGGGAAUAGAACCAGGUUCGUUAGAAAGUAUUGAAGCAGGUACAAAUGACUAUAAGAACUGUGGACGUAGGCAGGAUUGGUCAGAAUUCCUUCGUAAAUGGGAUUUCAUAAAUAAUCCAACAGAACUUGUAGCUGUUUUAAAGAACAAAAUAUCAAUUGCGGCUAUCCUAAUGUCACGUAAUGGACGUUGGUAGUACCGAUCGACCUAUAAUUUUUUAAAUGUUUUAUUUGUUUCUUUUCGUGGCUCUGCUAACUGGUAACGAGUCCCUGCUCUGGCUGGAAAUAGAUUAUUCAGGGGGUUUUUUGCCACAGUUUACACUACUGUGUGUCCAGCAGGAUGAAGCCCACACAUUAUGACUCUUUUGCUAUAAAUCGCACUUCAUGUGUUCCUGCCAUCUGCCAAAUUCACAGCCUCUCAUACUCAGUUUCUUUCUCGUUCUCGAGCACUUUUUUUUCCUUGCUCAUUGGUCGUGUUUGUUAGAAGGGACAGCUGUUAGCCAGUUGUCCACGGUGUGACUUCAGAUGGUUACAAGCUCAAACCUGGACACAUUCUCACAGACAGAAAACGUGAGUUGUUCAAAUCACAACUAUUCUUCACUACGUACAGAGCGUAGUGCAAGUGCAGCGAUAUGAAGGAUAUAAAUGUAUAUAUGGUAUAUUUUACUGUGUUCAUUUAGUAAGAUGUAGUAAUAUAAUGAUCUUUCUUUCUGCCAACAAAGGAAAAGACAUUCAUCUGGAUUACUCAUUUCUUAAGAUGCUGCCUUGAAAAUGUUGUUUAUUUUGUGAUAUAACACAUUGUAGCAUAUUUGAUAUACAACCCCCAUUCCAGAAAAAAUUGAGACACUGUGUAACAUGCAAAUAAAAACAGGAUGCAAUGAUUUACAAAUCUCAUAAGCUCAUAUGAUAUUCACAAUAGAACAUGGAAAACAUAUGAAAUGUUUCGACUGAGGAAAUGCACCAUUUUAAGGGAAAAAUAAGGUCAUUUUGAAUUUGAUGGCCACAACACAUCUCAAAAAGUUGGGACAGGGGCAACAAAAGGCUGGAGAAGUAAGUGUUACUAAAAAGAAACAGCUGGAGGAACAUUUUGCAACUAAUUAUGUUAAUUGGCAACAGGUCAGUAACAUGAUUAGGUAUAAAAAGAGUAUCUCAGAGAGGUAGAGUCUCUCAGAAGUAAAGAUGGGACGGAAUCUGGAUGGAAGCAGAUGCUGCUCUAAAACCUGUAUAUACCUUUCAGCAUUGAUGGUGCGUUUCCAGAUGUGCAAGCUGCCCAUUCCAUAGACAUUAAUGUACCCCCAUACCAUCAGAGAUGCAGGCUUUUGAACUGAGCCCUGAUAAAAAGCCGAAUAGUCCCUCUCCUCUUUAGUCCUCUUUAGUUUAGAGGACGUGAUCCAUGGUUUCCAGAAAUAAUUAAAAAUUAGGAUUGUUCUAUGAGAUUUGAAAAUCAUUGCAUUCUGUUUUUAUUUGCAUUUGACACAGCGUCCCAACUUUUUUGGAAUUGGGGCUGUAUAAUGUAUUUAGUCUGGAGUGGUUUUUUUGUGUUUUGAAAUACUCUGAACAACUUCGGUAGCUUUGCGGUGAAUAGUGUGUUAGGUUAAUAAUCUCUCUUCACACAGAAGAGUUCAUCCUGAAAGGUGUUCAUUCCACUGUCACUAGUAACAUAAGAAGAAAGAAGGAUAUGACAGUUUUAUUAAAUAUUAAACCAGACUCACAAAUAUAAAUAAGUCAGAAUUUUUUUUUUUUUUUUUUUUUUUUUUAAAGACUUUUUAUGUUUUAGCCACUAAUGUGUCCAAAGUAAAAGCACUUAAAUAUUUUAGCUUUUUUAAAUGAUUAUUAUUCAAAAGCUUACUUGCGUCACUGAUAGCUGCACAAAAAGGAAGGCUUUAGGCUCUCUGGAUUUUUUUAUUUUUUUUGCUGUUGUAUAUACUGUCAUAUAAAAUUUCUCUAAGCCUGCUUGUAAAGUAAUCUGAGUACGAAAUUGGAGUGUCUAAGUUAAAAAAACAAACAAACAAAAAAAACGUUCAGUGUGUGUUUACGAAGAAGCUGUAGGCCAGUACAUGCAUGUCCCAAUGGCCAAUAAAAGCCCACUGAUAGAAACACCAGUGUGGUUAGUGUUGCAUAUACACUGUUGUGUUAACUGAUGUGUAUAUUAUAAGUUAUAUUUUAAUAGAUUAUUCUAAUAACCAGCAACAUUUGUGUGUCUCUCGAAAUUUUAAACAGGUAGUGAUUACCUGUGAAAACGGCAUUUAUUUGUUUGUUUGUUUAUUUGUUUGUUUAUUUUGAGGGGGUAAAACUGUAUUUGUGAAAUAAAGUACUUAAAAGGUGAGAAUAUUAAAUGAACAGAUACAGUUUGUGUUUAUAAAUGUAAAAACUGUGACUUUAACGUGAAUAGAACCUACUUUUUAGUUUCCUUCAUGUUUCCAGUGUAUCACUAUUUACACACACACACACAGAGACAGAGUGCGUUGUAGCUAGCACUGAACAGA
Molecule: messenger RNA, 5729 nt
Organism: Ictalurus punctatus (channel catfish)
Lineage: Eukaryota; Metazoa; Chordata; Actinopteri; Siluriformes; Ictaluridae
Product: WH2 domain-containing protein
Exons: 10
Coding region: 344-1933 (529 amino acids)
Biological process (GO): actin cytoskeleton organization; positive regulation of Arp2/3 complex-mediated actin nucleation
Cellular component (GO): cytoskeleton
Molecular function (GO): actin binding; protein kinase A regulatory subunit binding; Arp2/3 complex binding
Source: RefSeq, a predicted model, not a curated record